CUUAAUCGUGAGGACAUUAUGGUCGUGGAUUGUCCUCUUGCUUGAGCUUAAGAGUAAGUUCUUUGUAAAAUUGUAUUCAGUGAUCGUUAUACAGCAAAAUACGGUAAAAUGGCGACCACCAUAGAUCCUGUUAGAGAAAAGGCUCUUCAAGAUUACAGAAAAAAGCUUUUAGAGCAUAAAGAAGUGGAAUCACGCCUUAAGGAAAUGCGCGAACACCUCAAGGAUCUCACCAAACAGUAUGAUAAGUCAGAAAAUGAUUUAAAAGCUUUACAGAGCGUUGGACAGAUUGUUGGAGAGGUAUUAAAACAACUCACUGAAGAAAAAUUCAUUGUAAAAGCUACGAAUGGUCCACGUUAUGUAGUGGGAUGUAGACGUCAACUUGACAAAAAUAAGUUGAAGUCUGGAACAAGAGUAGCGCUAGAUAUGACUACACUCACUAUAAUGCGAUAUUUACCAAGAGAGGUCGAUCCUUUAGUAUAUAAUAUGUCUCAUGAAGAUCCUGGUGAUGUUACAUACUCUGCCAUUGGUGGUUUAAGUGAACAAAUUCGAGAGUUAAGAGAAAUUAUCGAGUUACCUCUAUUAAAUCCAGAACUUUUUCAAAGAGUUGGAAUCACACCUCCUAAAGGUUGUCUUUUGUAUGGACCACCAGGAACCGGGAAAACAUUGUUGGCUCGCGCUGUUGCUAGUCAGUUGGAUGCCAAUUUUCUAAAGGUCGUUUCUAGCGCCAUUGUUGACAAAUACAUUGGAGAAUCUGCGAGAUUAAUUAGAGAGAUGUUCAAUUAUGCGCGCGAUCAUCAACCUUGCAUUAUAUUCAUGGAUGAAAUUGAUGCUAUUGGUGGACGUAGGUUCUCUGAAGGCACAAGCGCUGAUCGUGAAAUUCAAAGAACUUUAAUGGAGUUGCUCAACCAAAUGGAUGGUUUUGAUUCUCUGGGUCAAGUUAAAAUGAUUAUGGCUACAAACAGGCCUGAUACAUUAGAUCCAGCGUUGCUUAGACCUGGUAGAUUAGACCGUAAAAUUGAGAUUCCACUGCCCAAUGAACAAGCUAGGUUGGAAAUUUUGAAAAUUCAUGCUGGUCCUAUUGCCAAACAUGGAGAGAUUGAUUAUGAAGCGGUGGUCAAGUUAUCUGAUGGUUUUAAUGGUGCUGAUUUAAGAAACGUAUGUACCGAAGCUGGCUUGUUUGCUAUCCGCGCAGAACGAGAGUAUGUUGUGCAAGAAGACUUCAUGAAGGCUGUACGAAAAGUCUCUGAUAAUAAGAAAUUAGAAUCUAAACUGGAUUAUAAGCCCGUCUAAUAUCUUUAUAUCAACAUUCAUAACGUGUAUGAUGCCUUGUACGCGAUAAUUAUAAAUACUGGUAAUCAAACUAUACCAGUAUUACAUUUGUAUGAAAGAAUGAAAUUAAAUAUGAAAACAUUGUGUCAA
Cephus cinctus (wheat stem sawfly) is the source of this 1419-nucleotide messenger RNA. RefSeq names its product 26S proteasome regulatory subunit 10B (gene Rpt4). Gene Ontology annotation, cellular component: cytosolic proteasome complex; proteasome regulatory particle, base subcomplex. The transcript has 7 exons. Gene Ontology annotation, biological process: positive regulation of RNA polymerase II transcription preinitiation complex assembly. Gene Ontology annotation, molecular function: proteasome-activating activity; ATP hydrolysis activity; ATP binding. Bases 109 to 1290 code for a protein of 393 amino acids. Lineage: Eukaryota; Metazoa; Arthropoda; Insecta; Hymenoptera; Cephidae. The record is from RefSeq and is a predicted model, not a curated record.